Messenger RNA from Diabrotica virgifera virgifera (western corn rootworm), 1723 nucleotides. RefSeq lists its product as uncharacterized. The record is from RefSeq and is a predicted model, not a curated record. NCBI's taxonomy places the organism in Eukaryota, Metazoa, Arthropoda, Insecta, Coleoptera, Chrysomelidae. The transcript has a single exon. The coding region runs from base 131 to 1702 and encodes 523 amino acids.
UUUUUGAGAUUUUGAUGUUGAUUGAUCAUAAUAAUAAGUUGAGCAUCCUUAAAAUAAAAAAGUUAUUUCGCUAUUUCACUAUUUUUAUUGAAAACUUUUUCUUGCAGUGUCGAAUCGCCGUACUAUUGAAAUGUUCCAAAACAUGAACAUUAAACUGAAUAUCAACAAAAAUGAAAAUAGUAAACCGACUGUCUCAUCAACUGACAAGCAAGUUACCAAAAGAAAACACCCGACCUUAUCCCCCAUAAUAUCUACAAACAACAUAGAAAGUUUUGAGGAUUUUUGUUCCGAUGAUAGUGUCAAAGACCCAGAUUACGAGUAUUCGAAUGGUGAUGCAAAUAACCGUAGAAGUUCAAGCAGCUCAAGUGGUUCGAACAGCUGCUCCUGUAGUUCAAGCAGUUCGUCCAGUUCAGAUUCUGAAGCAGAUCAAGCUUGUUCAAAAGCAGUUGCGCCAUCUAAAAUAGAAAAUAUCCUGAGGUGUUUUUCGUCAUCUAGCACCAACGAAGAUGAAACUCCACGCGAUUGUGUUGCUGAACCAGUAGCUGGAAGGUUUACAAAUAACAAUUUUAGUAACCCUUCUGAUCCCGUAGCUUCACGGUCUACAAUUUCUGCAGAUAUAGCUUCUCCAUGUAUUGAAGGUAAUGAAAAUGUUAAUUCGAGAAAAGAACGGAAACGAAAAGCUACACCCAAUAACUGGUUACGCGCCAAAGCGAAAAUUUUGAGAAAUUCUGGUAAGUCUUACUUGUCUAAUUCAAAAAAAGAAAUGACCAUAGUCCCUGCAAAGUCUUUAAAAGCACCAUGUUCUGAAAAAUGCAAACAAAAUUGUGUACAAAAGAUUACAGAAACACAACGCCAGCAAAUUUUUGAUAACUAUUGGACCAUGGGAGACUUGCAGAGACAACGUGAAUUUAUUCUACGCCAUCUUUCAGUGGUUGAACCAAGACAUUCUUACAAAAUUCAUAAUAGUAAUCGUGGAAAAAAUAAUGCUUUUUAUUUUACUGUUAAUAAUGAACGAAUUAGAGUAUGUAAAAUAUUUUUUAAAGCCACGUUAGAUAUUACUGAUAUUACAGUCCGCACCGUACUUAAGAAGAAGAAUAACGCAUGUGGAAUACUAGAUCUGGACAAUCGAGGCAAACAUAGCCAACAUUUUACUAUUGAUCCUGCUAUAAAAGAGGGUAUUAGACGCCACAUAGACUCCAUACCUAAAAUUGAAAGCCACUACUGUCGGUCCGACACAAAGAGGCUUUAUAUUGAUGGAGGUAAAACUAUAGCAGAGUUGCAUAGAGAUUAUGAACUCGAUUGCGAUUCAAAAGAUCUACCAAGCGGCAAUUACUUAAUGUAUUAUAAAAUUUUUAACAGCGAAUUUAACAUUGCCUUUUUCCAACCGAAAAAGGAUCAGUGUCAGGAUUGCACAUCUUUUAGUAAUGCCGUAGAAAAAGAUAAGGAAGAGUUGAGGAAAAUGUAUGAUACGCACUUAAAAGAAAAGAAUCUAGCAAGACAAAAUAAAGAAGACGACAAACAGUAUACUCCCGAUAAUUGUAUUGUAGCCGUGUAUGAUCUUCAAGCUGCAAUGCCUUGUCCUAGAGGCGAUGCGUCAAACUUUUACUACGUAUCAAAAUUGAAUGUGUACAACUUCACGAUAUAUAACUUGAAGUCUAAAGACACUGCUUGUUUUGUCUGGCAUGAGGGUGAAGGCAAAUGAGGAGCUAUAGAAAUUGGAACG